GAUGAGGGCGCCCGCGGCGGGGAGCCCGUCUGCGCGCCGCGGCGCCGUCUCGCCCAGCGAGCGAGCCCGAGCAGGCAGACGCACGGCCGGCGGUCGGGGGGCGCGCCGCCUCCCGGCCCCAAAAAUGUGAAGCGGGGAGGGCGGAGACGCAGAGACGGCCCGGCUGGGCGCCCUCGCCGCCCUCCGGCAGCCGCGCCGCUCCCCUUGCCCGCCCGCGGAGGCCGCGCCAACCCCGCCGGCUGCGGCCGGAGCAGCGAAGCCGCCGAGUCCCCGCGCCCGCCGCCUCGCUCGGACCCAGCUUUGGCCCGCAGCGGGUUCGCUGCCGGGACGCGGCGGGAGCAGGGCCCGGGACGGUGCGUCUGGCCUCGCCCGCGGCUCCUCGCCCAGACAAGUUUGAACAAUGAUCACAGUCAACCCCGAUGGGAAGAUAAUGGUCAGAAGAUGCCUGGUCACCCUGAGACCGUUUCGGCUCUUUGUCCUGGGCAUCGGCUUCUUCUCACUCUGCUUCCUGAUGACGUCUCUGGGAGGCCAGUUCUCUGCCCGGCGCCCGGGGGACUCCCCCUUCACCAUCCGCACAGAAGUGCUGGGAGGGCCGGAGUCCCGCGGCGUCCUGCGCAAGAUGAGUGAUCUGCUGGAGCUGAUGGUGAAGCGCAUGGACACUCUGGCCCGACUGGAGAAUGGCAGUGAGCUGCACCGGGCUGCUGGGGACCAGCACUUUGCUGUGGACAGGUUUCCCCCUGGGGCCGGCCUCAUGGAGCGGAUCCAGGCCAUUGCCCAGAACGUGUCCGACAUCGCCGUGAAGGUGGACCAGAUCCUGCGCCACAGUCUGCUCCUGCACACCAAGGUGUCUGAAGGCCGGCGGGACCAGUGUGAGGCACCUAGUGACCCCAAGUUCCCUGACUGCUCAGGGAAGGUGGAGUGGAUGCGUGCCCGCUGGACCUCGGACCCCUGCUAUGCCUUCUUCGGGGUGGACGGCACCGAGUGUUCCUUCCUCAUCUACCUCAGUGAGGUUGAGUGGUUCUGUCCCCCGUUGCCCUGGAGGAACCAGACGGCUGCCCAGAUGGCCCCCAAGCCCCUCCCCAAAGUCCAGGCAGUUUUCCGGAGCAACCUGUCCCACCUCCUGGAGCUGAUGGGCAGUGGGAAGGAGUCUCUAAUCUUCAUGAAGAAACGGACCAAGCGGCUCACGGCCCAGUGGGCGCUGGCUGCCCAGCGGCUGGCACGGAAGCUGGGAGGCGUCUGGAGGGACCAGAAGCAGAUCCUUGUUCACAUCGGCUUCCUGACGGAGGAGUCUGGUGAUGUGUUCAGCCCGAGGGUGCUAAAGGGCGGGCCUCUGGGUGAGAUGGUGCAGUGGGCAGACAUCUUGGCCACUCUCUACGUCCUGGGCCAUGGCCUGAGGAUCACAGUGUCCCUGAAGGAGCUGCAGAGUAACUUAGGGGUGCCGCCAGGCCGGGGGAACUGCCCGCUCACCAUGCCCCUGCCUUUCGACCUCAUCUACACUGACUACCACGGCCUGCAGCAGAUGAAGCAGCACAUGGGACUGUCCUUCAAGAAGUACCGGUGCCGAAUCCGGGUCAUUGACACCUUCGGGACAGAACCCGCAUACAACCAUGAGGAGUACGCCACUCUGCACGGCUACCGGACCAACUGGGGCUACUGGAACCUCAACCCCAAGCAGUUCAUGACCAUGUUCCCUCACACCCCGGACAACUCCUUCAUGGGUUUCGUGUCCGAGGAGCUCAACGAGACGGAGAAGCAGCUCAUCAAAGGCAGCAAGGCCAAUAACAUGGCCGUGGUGUACGGCAAGGAAGCGAGUAUCUGGAAGGGGAAGGAGAAGUUCCUGGGCGUCCUGAACAAGUACAUGGAGAUCCACGGCACUGUGUACUAUGAGAGCCGGCGGCCCCCUGAAGUCCCAGCCUUCGUGAAGAACCACGGCCUCUUGCCACAGCCCGAGUUCCAGCAGCUGCUACGCAAGGCCAAACUCUUCAUAGGCUUCGGCUUCCCUUACGAGGGCCCCGCGCCCCUGGAGGCCAUCGCCAACGGCUGCGUCUUCCUCCAGUCCCGCUUCAGCCCGCCCCACAGCUCGCUCAACCACGAGUUCUUCCGAGGCAAGCCCACCUCCAGAGAGGUGUUCUCCCAGCAUCCCUACGCGGAGAACUUCAUCGGCAAGCCCCACGUGUGGACCGUCGACUACAACAACUCGGAGGAGUUUGAAGCAACCAUCAAGGCCAUCAUGAGAACCCAGGUAGACCCCUACCUGCCCUACGAGUACACCUGUGAGGGGAUGCUGGAGCGAAUCCAUGCCUACAUCCAGCACCAAGACUUCUGUGCAGCCCCAGGCCCUGCUCCAGUAGGGGCCCGGGCCCCACCGAGUCCCUUCGUCCUGGCCCCCAAUGCCACCCACCUGGAGUGGGCCCAGAAUGCCAGCUUCGCCCCCGGGGCCUGGCCCCCAGCACACUCCCUCCGGGCCUGGCUGGCCACCGCUGGGAGGGCCUGCACGGACGUGUGCCUGGACCACGGGCUGAUUUGCGAGCCCUCCUUCUUCCCCUUCCUUAACAGCCAGGACGCCUUCCAGAAGCUGCAGGUGCCCUGUGACAGCACCGAGUCAGAGAUGAACCACCUGUACCCGGCCUUCGCCCAGCCCGGCCGCGAGUGCUUCCUGCAGAAGGAGCCUCUGCUCUUCAGCUGUGCGGGCUCCAGCACCAAGUACCACCGGCUCUGUCCCUGCCGAGACUUCCGGAAGGGCCAGGUGGCCUUAUGCCAGGACUGUCUGUGAGGGCUCCCACCCGUCUGGCCCUCCCUGCCGCCGGAGAAAGCACCAGCAGAUUCCGAGCUCCAGCGACCCGCCCUCCCCUCGACGCCCCCACGCUGGAGCUUCUUCCUUGGCCAGGAAGUGGGCAGAGCAGACUCGUGCACAGGGUUAGGGGCGGGCCACUCAUCCACGGGCGGGGUGCCCGCCCCAGGCAGGCUCCUCGACCUCGUCCUGGGGCUCGUGGCAGCGUCGUGGCCAAGCAGCUCUGGGAUUGGUCAGGGGCCCCAGUGGCAGGAGCAGGUGGUCAGAGGCCCCUUGCUUUGUGCAAGGCCAAUUCUGGACCAGACUGAGGGCCCUGGUCCUUCUUGGGCCCAGGAUGGGGCCUCAGAAUGUAUGCGGAGGGAGCAGGGGCAGUGUGCCCGAUGGCCCGCUGCAGGGUCCAGGGAGAGGGGAGUGAUGUGUGAGGGCUCAGUCUUGUCCCUCUGUGGUUGUUUGGGGUAUGGACAAAAGGAACAAGGGACUGGGGGACCCUGUUCAUGCCUCCUCUCAGCCCCACCCCUCCUGCCUUCGCCAUCUCCCCCUCCCCUCUAUACUUGGGGGGCGCAGCGGGAGUGGGGGGCCACCUAGCUCCUGGGUUGAACUGUUUCCCUCUCCUGCUUGCUCCGGCGCUCUCCACUUUGGGCUUCUCCCGAAACUCAUCUUGGCAUGACUGCGAUUCCAGGCCGUGGAUUUGUCCCCAGAGCCUCAGUCCCCAGCCCAGCAGGCUCUGGAACCCCACCCCCCAGCAUCUCGUGUAGGCAAAGGCUUGGGAUGGAGCUUCAGCCCCAUGGCACGCCUAGCCCAGCUCCUGGCAUCCCAGGCCUGCUAGCCCCCAGGUAGCCCCCACCCCCUCAAUGCUGCCCGUCCCCACCUCCAGCUUUCUCCAGCCUCAAACCACCUCUGGACCCAACUGUCCUCUCUGUAUGGUAUGCCUGCCCUGGCCCCAGGAUGCCCUUUCCCCUCCUCCUCAUGCCCAGAGCCCUGCCUGAUUAAACUGGUAGGGCCUUCAGAGACACUGCCACCCCACCCCAUUUUAUAAUCCCACCCCCCCACCAGGCAACUCCCCCCCACCCAGGCCUGCCCCUCCCCCCUGCCAGGGAGGCAGCCCAGGCCCUGAGAGCUGGCAGAGGGGAGCCAGCCCUCGUGGGGCUGAGCAGGGGCCCUCCCAUCCAAGACCCCUCUCCGGGCCUGGGUGGCCCCUGCGGCCGCAGAAACUCAGUGGUCACCAAGGACCUGACCUGUCGGGGGAAAGCAAUAGAGACACUCUUUUCUCUCUCUCUUUUUUUAAAGAUUUAUUUCUUGAAAUAAUAAAUAUUUUA
Molecule: messenger RNA, 4107 nt
Organism: Mirounga angustirostris (Northern elephant seal)
Lineage: Eukaryota; Metazoa; Chordata; Mammalia; Carnivora; Phocidae
Gene: MGAT5B
Product: alpha-1,6-mannosylglycoprotein 6-beta-N-acetylglucosaminyltransferase B
Exons: 17
Coding region: 401-2773 (790 amino acids)
Biological process (GO): protein N-linked glycosylation
Cellular component (GO): Golgi apparatus
Molecular function (GO): alpha-1,6-mannosylglycoprotein 6-beta-N-acetylglucosaminyltransferase activity
Source: RefSeq, a predicted model, not a curated record